Molecule: messenger RNA, 1112 nt
Organism: Asparagus officinalis (garden asparagus)
Lineage: Eukaryota; Viridiplantae; Streptophyta; Magnoliopsida; Asparagales; Asparagaceae
Product: RHOMBOID-like protein 1
Biological process (GO): proteolysis
Cellular component (GO): membrane
Molecular function (GO): serine-type endopeptidase activity
Source: RefSeq, a predicted model, not a curated record
GGGAAAAUGUAGCAAGGAUGAGGAGUUCCGCCCGUUCCGGCGGUGGCCCCCGGUUCUGAUGCCGACGUUCAUCGCCGUCAAUGUAUUGUUGUUUGCGAUCUCGAUGUAUGUGAACAAUUGCCCUAAGAAUUCGAGCUCGUGCGUUGCUGGGUUUUUAGGGCGAUUCUCGUUCCAGCCGCUUAAGGAGAAUCCUCUGUUUGGGCCUUCAGCUGCUACGUUAUUGAAGAUGGGGGCUCUAGAAGUAAGUAAAGUGACCUAUGAUCACGAAGCAUGGCGCCUUAUCACGUGCAUGUGGCUUCAUGCAGGGUUUAUCCAUCUAGUUUCCAAUAUGCUGAGCCUCGUUUUUAUUGGAAUUCGACUUGAACAAGAAUUCGGCUUUUUGAGGAUUGGUCCCUUAUACAUCAUCUCAGGGAUCGGUGGGAGCUUGAUGUCUGCUUUGUUCAUCGAAUCCACUAUCUCAGUUGGAGCUUCUGGUGCUCUUUUCGGGUUGCUUGGUGCUAUGCUCUCAGAACUUAUUACAAACUGGACUAUUUAUGCAAAUAAGUUUGCAGCAUUAUUGACCCUGGUGGUAAUCAUUGGAAUCAACUUAGCGGUUGGGUUCCUCCCUCAUGUGGACAACUUUGCUCAUAUCGGAGGAUUUAUGACUGGGUUUUUGCUUGGAUUUGUGCUUCUAAUCCGUCCACAGUUUGGAUAUGUUAGCCAGAAGAAUGUUCCAAUUGGAUAUCAUGCUAGCGCACCAAAAAAACCAAAGUAUAAGACAUAUCAGUAUAUAUUAUGGGGCAUCUCUAUUGCGUUGCUAAUUAUUGGGUUUAUUGUUGGUCUGGUAUUGCUCUUCCAAGGCUUUGAUGGACACAAACCCUGCUCGUGGUGCCAUUACCUGAGCUGCGUUCCCACUUCAAGCUGGAGCUGCAAUAAGUCAUCAAAGUCAGUGUCUUGCAUGUCAUCUCAAAUCGGGUAUCAGUGGAAUUUGACAUGCUCAGACUCUGGAAAAACUAAAAACUAUUUGUUGAAGGAUGCGACUGAUGCCCAAAUAUUAGAACUUUGCACGCAACUUUGCACCUGAUAGGAGAACAGAAUCCUUGUUCCAGUUAUUUCUAACAUGUAUAUUUUCU